AAUGAUUUAUCUUAUGCCAUAAUGCUAAUUUGUGGUUCAUUAUUACUAUAAUGGCUGUUGCUGAGAAGCAGUUUCCAAUGUGAAGCAGAUAACUUUAGCCAUCCACUUAUCUGCCUGAGAUUCAGAGAGCCUGGUAACAACAUAGGUUUCUCCAAUACAUCAUUGUGCCUGCACUGCUGUUCAUAGCUGCAGAACACAGCUCUUAUUUCUGGCUAGAAGGAGAAAGGAGCUGUUCCUUGAUAAAUCUUCUAUCUGCAUAAAUGUAAGAGGAGCACAAAUGUGAACCACCGAGAAGGAAGCUGGAAUGUCAAUUGAUUUUAUAUCGCGUCCUGUACCCUCUGCCCAGGAAGAAAGCUUGUUUACAACACCCAGUAAACCUCUUUGCUGAUGCAAUGGAAGACAUAAGUCUUCUCUGUUAUUAGGGCCAAUGGAAGGUGUAGUUUUCUCCGGGAAUCGUUGUUUACUGUUGCAUAUUGAGAUGAAUAUAAAGACAGCAUGGUUGGCAACGCUGAUGUUUUGAAGAAACCCACCGCCCAUGAGGAAAUAUUAAAUCAGCACCCCAGUCUCAACUGAAGUCAUGGGAUGUGGCACUUCUAUUACGACGAGGCGGGUGAACAAAUCAGAAAGAGCCAUUAAAGCAGCUGUCCUCAUUCAAAGGUGGUAUCGCUCUUACAUGGCCCGGCUGGAGAUGAGGCGGAGAUAUGCCCUGAGUAUCUUUCAGUCAAUUGAAUAUGCAGAAGAACAAGCACAGCUACAGCUAUCCAAGUUUUUCACAUUCAUGCUGGACCAUUUUACUAAGGCCAAUGAAACUGAUCCAGACGUCAGCUCUAACUUUUUCUCCAGCACCAGUGAUUAUACAAUGAGAGAAUAUGAACAGACCAUCGAGGUCCCUGCCUCCUACUAUGGGCCCCACCUUUGUUUCCCCCUCACUGUUGCUGACACUGAUGUUCUUCUUCAGGCUUUCAAGCACCGACAGCACCUCCACGCCCGAUACGUUCUUCAGCUGCUACAUGAGACCAGGAAGGUCCUUCAGCAGAUGCCAAACAUCACACACCUGUCCACCUCUUAUACCAAGGAAAUAACCAUCUGUGGCGAUCUUCAUGGAAAGCUGGAUGACCUUUUGCUGAUUUUCUACAAAAAUGGACUUCCUUCAGAGGAAAACCCCUACAUUUUUAAUGGGGAUUUUGUGGACAGAGGGAAAAAUUCCAUAGAAAUACUCAUAAUCCUGUUUGCCUUUCUACUCGUCUACCCUAACCACUUGCACUUGAACCGAGGCAACCAUGAGGACCAUAUCAUGAAUCUUAGAUAUGGUUUCACAAAAGAAGUUAUGAAGAAGUACCAGUGCUAUGGAAAAGCAAUUUUACAUCUUCUGGAAGAUGUCUAUAGCUGGCUUCCUCUUGCAACUAUAAUUGACAGCAAAGUUCUUAUUUUACAUGGAGGGAUAUCGGACACUACUGAUUUGAGUUUCCUUAAUUUAUUUCAGAGAAACAAGCUGAAGUCUGUGCUGAGGCCAGUGAAGUCAAAUGCAGGGACAGUCUGUAAGCCACGUGGAGCUAGUCUUGUAGAAACCUGUUCCCACCGGACGGAGGCCACGAAGUCCCUUUCCGGGCAGGACAUCUCUCUCAAAGAGGCGACAAGGUCCACAUCAGCACCUAGCAAGAGAAGGCGAUACAGUAGGGAUGUGUCUGAUGUCAAAGAGCAUCUCGACAACCUCCCUGGCAGAGGCAGUUCUAGUCUCCUUCCGGAGGUGCAGUAUCUUAAGCCUCGCAGUGUUACAACACCGCACACAUCCUCAGAAUUAACAACAAAGGAGUGGAAGCAAGUGAUGGAUAUUCUCUGGAGUGAUCCGAAACAUCAGAAUGGAUGCACACCAAACAAAUUUCGAGGAGGAGGUUGUUACUUUGGACCAGAUGUUACUGCCAGGUUGCUAAGACGUUAUAAUUUGAAAAUGCUCAUCCGGUCUCACGAAUGCAAACAGGAUGGCUAUGAGAUCAGUCAUAAUGGAAAGGUAACCAGAAUUUUUUCUGCUUCAAACUACUAUGCAGAGGGAAGUAAUCGUGGUGCUUACAUCAAACUAAACCCAGAUCUGAUCCCUCGUUUUGUUCAGUAUCAAGUCAGCAAAUCUACACGCAAAGAGACGCUUCAUCAGAGGGUGACUGCAAUUGAGCUGUCUGCUUUGAAGUGCUUGCGAGAGAAACUUUACACACACAAAUCGGAACUGAUUGCUGCUUUUAGACAGUACGAUCCAAAUUAUACAGGAAAGAUUUCUCCUGGUGAGUGGGCUUCAGCAGUGGAGUCUGUCUUAUGUCUCGAUCUCCCCUGGAGAACAUUGCGUUCACGGCUAGUUUACCUGGACCAGGAUGGUAGAGUUGAAUACCUUUCAUCUUUUGACAACUUUGAAAUCCAACUACCCAUCAAAGAGGUCCAGCCAUUUUUGGUGGAAACCCUGUGUAGAUACAAAGCUGAUCUGGAGAUUAUCUUUAAUAUGAUUGACAAAGAUCAUUCAGGUCUUAUCUCUGUUGAUGAGUUCCGUCAGACAUGGAAGCUCUUCAACUUGCAUCUGAGAAUCAAUGUUGAUGAUGAAUCCAUUGACAGCUUAGCCCGUAGCAUUGAUUUCAACAAAGAUGGUAGCAUUGACUUCAAUGAAUUUCUGGAAGCUUUUAAUGUGGUCCAUAAAUUUGAGAAUAGGCACAAUCACUAAAGAAGCUGAAUUCCUGACAGGCCCUGUCCCCCCGCACUGCACAUUUGCUUAAAAUAAAUUGCUGCCUUAAUACUGUUAAGUUCGAUUGAGCAGCAUUCCUAGAAAACAGACUAGAUGGGGAAGGUACUACUUUGUGAUAUGUAAAUGUAGCUGUUUGGCAGAAUGCUGCUAAUGAGAUGUAUAGGCAGAUGGGAAAAAUAUGGUUAAAAACACAUAAACUAUGCUGUCCACAAUAACUGCUGUAGUGCCAUAUUAAUAAUCUCAGGGUUAUUCUAAUAAUGGUUCCUUUAGAUGGCUUUUUCAUAUGCAGUGUUUUCUCUCUUGUGAAGCAUACAGUUGUGUCAGACAAAAAAAAUUAAAUCCAAUCAUGUUUCAGGUUUGAAGAACAGUGUAGGUCUUGCUGGUUAUAGAUCUCUAAUGGGGCAAAACUGAUAUUCCAUGAUCUAGAAAACUAGCAAAAAUUAAGCGGUCCUUUCUGUGUUGUUUCUAGAAAAAGUCCAUUUGCAACCUCAUUCACUUGGAAAAUCACGAGUUUUGCAUUGUAACUUUCCUGCAGUUUUCAUGAUCUCAGCACUGCUGCUCAUGUGACAAAAAAUGGGCAGUGUCCCAGCAUACAGUUCUUCUCCAUGAUUUAAAAUUUGCUGCAAUAUGGCAGUAUAUUGAUUUAAAAGCCAUUGUUUCAUAUUGCAGCGGGUAGCACAGUGUAAAAGGAAUGUUAGAAAUUGGGACAGAAGUGCUAGCAUUAUAAACAAUAAAAUUCACACUUCUGAAUGCAGCCUUAGUUUCAAAAACAACUGAUAAGAGACAUCUAGGUGCACUAGUAUAAAAGAGUUGUUGCUAGCAGACUUGUACUCAGCAUUCCUCUGCCAAAAAAAAUCAGUGCAGGAGUAUAAGACUUAAUCCACCCCUUUAUUUCAAAAUGCCAUCCAGUUGUAUCCAAACAUAAAACAAAAUCACCUGCUUCUUGAUUUCAUGACCUAUCAUGCAAACUAGGCUACAAUAUCUUAAGGUUACACAGAGAACGGUGAAGCACUUCCCAAACUGCAUAGUAGAUUAUUUGAUGUCUUUCACUAAUCUACAGUCUCAAAAGUUCAUUCCUUCCAAAUGCGCUGGAAGGAAUCCAGACUACGGUACAUUCUUACAUCGUAAGCAGUUGUGACUAUUACAUCAUGCGGAACAAUUGGCACCUGGAGUCUUAGCAGCAUGCGCCUAAGAUCAUGAAAAUGAAUGAACCAAAGAAUUGUCUUAACUACCGAACAACACAAAGAAAUGCAUGGGCAAUAAUAAAGCAUUGGGAACAAACAGCUGUAGGAAUGUUAAUUAGAACAGGGAAACGUUCACUUCAUUUUAAAUAUCGAUAUGGAAUGAUGUGAUUAUCUUAUAUUAAUAGCAUUCAUUCUUAGAUUAGGCUCAUGCUUAUUCAUCCUUGUGUCCUUCACAUAAAAGUAACAUUCUCAUUAGAAAUUUGUUAAUAUUUUUUCCAUUGGGGUAAAGCUGUCACUGCAGCCCAGACAUCCACGGAUGCAGCUGAGCCCAAGGGCCUGGCCUGCUUCCUUUUCAAGGUCAGAAGGGGACAAAACUGGUGUGAAGCCAGUGGUGGAGCAUCCAGAUCUGUAGGUCAUUCCCAGAGCUAUACAUAAAAGAUGAUCCAUAUUCACCAAUGAGUUUUCAUGCACAGGUUGCCUGUUACAGUUCGAUUCAGGUGAAUGAUAGUUUGCUGAUAAGGAGGCCACUUCCAGAUGGCGUAUAUAUUGAUCGUUCAUCCUGAUUUGUUUGCACAAAGGGUGCAGGGAGGUCAUAUGACAUCGGCUAUUUACCAAGUAUUCAUUCUGAUUUGGGAAUGUUAUGUAAUGUUGCAUUAAGCGACUGGAAGGCUGGAAGUUCCCACUGUGUUGUGCCUCUAAUUCUUGAAACCAAUACAUCCAACUGUAGUUCAGUUUACCGAAGGGUAUCAAUAACUUUGUAGAGAUUUUGUAAAAGAAGGCACUGUUUUCCUCUUAAAUCUUAAAAAAACCAGAU
Molecule: messenger RNA, 4720 nt
Organism: Lacerta agilis (Sand lizard)
Lineage: Eukaryota; Metazoa; Chordata; Lepidosauria; Squamata; Lacertidae
Gene: PPEF1
Product: protein phosphatase with EF-hand domain 1
Exons: 17
Coding region: 578-2701 (707 amino acids)
Biological process (GO): detection of stimulus involved in sensory perception
Cellular component (GO): cytosol; nucleus
Molecular function (GO): protein binding; iron ion binding; calcium ion binding
Source: RefSeq, a predicted model, not a curated record